UUCUUUCUUCCACUAUAACGCCAUUUUACCUACAGAAACAUACUGUGCUCAAUGCUGUACUCUAAAUUAACAAGUAAUUUAUGAUAAAAUGAGUGAAAAUGUACAAGGAACAUUUGUAUCGGAAAAAAUUUCCAAAAUCAGAUGGAAACACGAAGAUUUUGAGGAAGCUAGCAAUUUUUUAACCGGUAGUUGGGAUGAUCCGGUAAAUAAAUUAACUCAUUGGACAUUUCAAAUGAAUGAUGAUGGUGAAUCAUAUCCAGCAGUAGUUUCUUCAUAUGCUAUCCUUGGAGAUGUGACUGAAAUAAAGUUCAUCUCAAAAGAUUUCUUUGUGGUGUCAACAUCUAUAGGUACAGUUAGACUGUUACAAAUUCAUGAAAAUCCAUAUUCCCAGUUUAAAGAACACAUGUCAUGGGAAUUCAUACAUAAAUUUCAAAAAACAAGUGAUUAUGCAUCUUGCACUGCACUAUCUACCUUUGAACAAGAUAUAGUUUCAGUUGGAGAAGAUGGGAGGAUUAAUCUUUUAACUGCUGGUCAAGAAUUACCAGUUAGAGUUAUUGAUGAAGCUGAUAGUUGCUCUAUAUAUUGUGUUGAUUUUUUAAGACACAAUGAGAUACUUACUGGAAAUUUAAGAGGACACAUGAAGGUUUGGGAUUUAAGAAAUGAUCAAAAUCUUCCUGCUACAACAUUCAUGCUCUCUGAUCAAACAAAAACAGAAGCUACUAGUAUUGCUCAUCAUCCUACUCAAAGACAUAUUGUUGUUGCUGGUGGUGGUGAUGGUAGUUUAACAGUGUGGGAUUUAAGACAUAAUACAUAUCCAAUGUCUCAACUUAAUGCUCAUGCUAAAGCUGUUAGUGAAAUACUCUUCCACCCUGACAGACCAGAAAAUCUAUUCACUUGUUCUGCUAGUGGUGAACUAUGGCACUGGAACAAUUCUCAGCAUUCAAAACUAAGUUUAGAUCCUACAAACACACAUUGGUUAAAUACAAUUGGUACAAAUGGUAAAGUAAAUGUAACAUCUCUGUGUAGCAUUAUGCAUAAACCAAUAAACAGUAUUGACAUUGAUAGAUCAACAUUACUUUUUGGUUGUGAUAAUGAAGCAAUGUAUAUUAUCAGAGAUGUAACUAUUUAAUACCUAGUUUAUUUGAAUUAUAUUUUUUAUAAUUGUAAUAUACUAAAAAGAAAUAAAUAUGUUUUUUACCUUAAA
Molecule: messenger RNA, 1204 nt
Organism: Osmia bicornis bicornis
Lineage: Eukaryota; Metazoa; Arthropoda; Insecta; Hymenoptera; Megachilidae
Product: nucleoporin Nup43
Exons: 7
Coding region: 89-1129 (346 amino acids)
Cellular component (GO): nuclear pore outer ring
Molecular function (GO): protein binding
Source: RefSeq, a predicted model, not a curated record